AUGAAUGACGAGAAGCUAGACAUCAAGAAUAGCCCGUCUGAGGAGUCUACUUUAUCGUCACUGUGCAUAUUGCCCGAAUGGGAUCUCAGCCAUGAGCAAAAGGCUCGCAGAAAGAUCGAUAUGACGGUGCUACCUCUACUUUUCCUCGGUCUUCUUGUUUUCCAGCUCGACCGCAUGAACAUCGCGAGCGCAUUGACUGGUGGGUUCGCCACCGACAUCAACAUUUCACAGUCCACAGUCAAUUUGGGCAAUCAGCUCAUGUUCAUGGGUAUUGUGGUCUUUGAGAUACCAUGUAACAUGGCCUUACAACGAGUUGGACCUCGCAAGUGGAUUUCAGCCCAGGUAUUUCUCUUUGGCUUACUUGCUACCAUGCAAGUAUUCAUUCGCAGUCGAGGGCCGUUCCUAGCUAUACGGCUGCUUCUAGGGUUCGCUGAGGCAGGGUAUAUUCCUGGUGCAGUAUAUACCUUGUCGUCGUGGUAUACGAAAAGAGAAUUGGCGAAGAGAGUUGCCAUUUUCUUCUUUGGGAUGUUUGGUGGCAACGCUCUUAGUCCUAUCUUGGCCUCUGGUAUUCUGAUUCUCGAUGGCCGACACGGUAUUCGAGGAUGGCAGUGGCUCUUUCUAAUUGAGGGGCUAUUCACUAUCUUCGUCUCAUUCCUUCUAUCGCUACUCCUACCUGGAUCACCCGAUCUUACCAGGCCAUUAUUAAGCCCGGGACUUAUCAAGUUCUCUGAAUCCGAGAAGGAGAUUCUUCAAAAACGACUCGAAAAAGACAAUGGUGGAAGCACAGAGGGCGCGUAUGGCGUGCAUAUUCCGUUGAAAGUCGUCUUUCGUACUGUGGCUUGCUAUCGUCGCUGGCCGCACUUUAUAUCUACAUUUGUCGUGUUCUCGACUUGGAGUCCUCUAACCACUUACACCCCAUCCAUCAUAAUGUCACUCGGCUUUGACAGAACAUCAGCAAACGCUCUGGCUGCAGUCGGCGCAUUCCUAUCACUUGGGGUAGUAUUCUUCUUCGCCUACAUGAGCGAUCGGACCAAUCGCCGAGGUGCAUCUGUUAUCGCUGCUCAGGUCUGCUACCUCAUUGCCCUGAUUAUAACUCUCAAGGUCCAGCCCCAUGUCGGUAAAUGGUCCCGUUGGGGGCUUUGGACUGCAGUGAAUAGUUUCGCUGUGGGAUAUCAUCCCAUACAUAACUUUUGGGUUCAGAUCAACUGUCGAGACCCGAGAGAGCGGAGUAUCAGCAUCGCAAUGUGGGUUAUGUCUGCAAUAAGCGGCUUAAUGGUUGGGACACAGUACUUCCAAGCGGGUGACAAACCAUUUUAUUCCACGGGCCUACGUACCAUGAUCAUUAUGGUAUCUGUGGGGAUUGCGAGUGCUUUAGCGCAGAUUGUUAUUUAUGUCGUUCAUAAUAGGCGUGUUGCUCAAGGAAAGCAUCAACCCAGGGACGGAUCAACGCCUAUGGUGUAUGUCCCUUGA
Messenger RNA from Penicillium robsamsonii, 1470 nucleotides. RefSeq lists its product as uncharacterized. The transcript has 7 exons. Gene Ontology annotation, biological process: transmembrane transport. The coding region runs from base 1 to 1470 and encodes 489 amino acids. Gene Ontology annotation, molecular function: transmembrane transporter activity. The record is from RefSeq and is a predicted model, not a curated record. Gene Ontology annotation, cellular component: membrane. Lineage: Eukaryota; Fungi; Ascomycota; Eurotiomycetes; Eurotiales; Aspergillaceae.